AUGACUAUUGCAAAGGACAUCCAUUGGGCAAUGAAGAGCGUGGCCUACAAGUGCCGGGUGGCAGAAGAGCUGGUGAGCGACCUCCUUGCUAUCUUCCAAGCACGCUUGGCCAACAGUUUCUUCCCGGUGCUAGAGCCAGCCAUCGGGGUGGGCAGCACCUUUGAAGGUUGGAGUCCCUGUGGGCAUGGUGUGGUCUACUGCCUGCUUGUGCCCCUGAAGCCCCCCCGUGGACACACGUUCCACCUGGAGCUGGGCUCUGUGGAGGGGAUGCCGGCAAAGAGCCACAUCCGUGUUCAGCUGGACUGCACCUGCAUGAGGGACCAACAUGUGGAGAACAUGCUCUGCUUCGUGCACCAGCCCAAGGAGGCACUGAGGAGAAAUCAGGAUUCCAGCCUCAUAAACAAUCUCUGCACCGGCUUGUACCUGGAUGCACAGAAAAUUGCCCUCUGGUUCCAGUCCAUGGUGAGCUCAGCCUGGGCAGAGAUGCCUCAGUGGCAUCACUACAGUAUGAAGGUGCUGCCUUCCCACCGCUCCUGCAAGCUGCUUCUGAUGACUGCCUCCAAGAGAUCCCUUUUUGUCGAGGUGAUCUUUGGGGUGCAGGAAGGCAACUCAGACAUCUUCCUGAGCAGCCAGGCUACAGAGGCCAUCUUCACCCUGGGCACAAUGUGGACAGAGAGCUAUGCUGUGGCAGAGGCCAAGUUCUUCAGGCAUAUGGCCAUGCAGGCCCCGCAGGACACCUUCCCCCUCAAAUGCCUGCAGCUCUGCGCUGGUAUCCUGGUGGGCACAGGUUUUUCCACCUAUACGUUCAAGACCAUUGUGAUGCACCUCCUCAACACCCUGCCCCUGGAAAGCUGGGGAAGGAGGGAGUUCCUCUUGCGGCUACAGGAUAUCAUGUGGUACCUGCACAGCUCCUUGGAGGAGAAACGCCUCGACCACUUCCUCUUUGCCAAUGAGAACGUGCCUGAGGACAUUGUCUUGCCCCCAGCCUUCCAGGCGGCUGAGCCACUCAACCUUUUCCAGCGCCUAGUGCAGGAUCCAGCUGCCCACGCCAAGGCACUGCGUGAGUUGGAGGAACUGCAAGAUCGGCUCACAAGACUGCUCUUCUUUGGAGUCUGA
Molecule: messenger RNA, 1116 nt
Organism: Calidris pugnax (ruff)
Lineage: Eukaryota; Metazoa; Chordata; Aves; Charadriiformes; Scolopacidae
Product: inositol 1,4,5-trisphosphate receptor-interacting protein-like 1
Exons: 1
Coding region: 1-1116 (371 amino acids)
Cellular component (GO): membrane
Source: RefSeq, a predicted model, not a curated record